Messenger RNA from Adineta ricciae, 1539 nucleotides. The record is from the annotation of a GenBank genome assembly. Lineage: Eukaryota; Metazoa; Rotifera; Eurotatoria; Adinetida; Adinetidae.
AUGAUGAAAAUUGCUGAAGUACGAAAAGAUGUGAGUGGACAAUUUCAAAUCGCUAUGCUGUUGGGUGAUGUUGAAGAACGAGUGAAACUUCUUCGCCAAUGCAAUCAAAAAUCAUUAGCAUAUGUCAUGGCAGCUACACACGGUCUUGAUGAACAAGCUGAACAAUUAAGAGAAUCUCUUGACGAUAAAGUUCCUGAAAUAGAUCCAAAUGCGGAAUUGAUUUCACCUCCAUGUCCAAUCAGUCAACAGGAAUCGAAUUGGCCAUUAUUAGCUGUUUCGAAAGGAAUUUUUGAAGGUGCAGGUUUAGUAAGCAAUCAGCCGGCAGCAACAGGAGCUGGUCUGACCGCUAAUGUUCCAACAAAACUCGCUGCAGAUGUUCGCUAUGAAGAUGCGGCUACAAGUGGUGGUGACUGGGCUGAUGAUGAAGUGCAAAUGGAACUUGACGAGGACGAUGUUGGACGUUCAGGUAUCAAUGCAAGUCAAGAUGAACAAGGUGAAGGUUGGGGUGAUACUGAUCUGGAAUUACCACCUGAUCUUGAAGGAGUUGGCGCAACCGGCGGUGCUGGUGAUGAAGAUGAUGCUGGUGGAUACUUUGUUGCACCCACAAAAGGUCAAUCUGUUCCACAAUAUUGGAUACAAAAUUCCAAACUAGCUGUCGAUCAUGUUUUAAGUGGCUCAUUCGAAUCAGCUAUGCGCCUACUACAUGAUCAAGUUGGCAUCGUCAGUUUUGAAGAAUACAAACAAAUAUUCCUGCAAAUCUAUUCACGCUCACGAACAGCUUUUACAGCUUUACCAUCAUUACCAGCUUUAUAUGCAUAUCCAUUACGAAACUGGCGUGAUGCACAUUCACCGAAACUAUUCUUUCCAGCUGUUGGUUUGAAACUAGAAACUCUAGUUGCUCGUCUUCAAGUCGCCUAUCGUCUAACAACAAAUGGCAAAUUUCAAGAAGCAGUUGAAAAUUUCCGUUCCAUUCUGUUGUCGGUGCCAUUACUUGUUGUCGAAUCACGUCAAGAUAUUCUCGAAAGUCAACAACUCAUCGAAAUCUGUAAAGAAUACAUCGUUGGACUACAAAUGUCAAUGGCGAAGAAAGACAUCGCCAAAGAUGAAAAACGAUCAUGUGAAUUAGCUGCAUAUUUUACUCAUAUUCAAUUGCAACCCGUACACAAAAUAAUGACACUGAAAUCUGCAUCGGUUCAAGCAUUUAAGAUGAAAAACUACAAAGUAGCAGCAAGUUUUGCUAAGCGUUUGCUAGAAUUGGGACCAACGCCUGAUGUUGCUCAACAGACUCGAAAGAUAUUGAGUGUAUGUGAAAAGAACCCAGUGGACGAACAACCACUCAACUAUGAUGAAUACAAUCCAUUUGAUAUUUGUGCAGCAUCCUAUGUUCCAAUCUAUCGUGGAAAUCCAUUGGUGAAGUGUCCGUUGUCCGGUGCAGCUUAUCUACCCGAAUUCAAAGGACAAUUGUGUCGUGUAACAAAAGCAACUGAAAUCGGAAAAGAAUCUCUUGGUCUUCGAAUAUCCAUGAGUCAAUUUCGUUGA